Molecule: messenger RNA, 1516 nt
Organism: Bombus impatiens (common eastern bumble bee)
Lineage: Eukaryota; Metazoa; Arthropoda; Insecta; Hymenoptera; Apidae
Exons: 2
Coding region: 477-791 (104 amino acids)
Source: RefSeq, a predicted model, not a curated record
UUAAUUAGACUAUACGUUGACAUUAUGUGGCAGCAGAUGGCGCUCUUAGUACUAUAUUUAUAAAGGAUAUAUACAUAUAAUAUAAGAUAGAGUCAUUAUUGCAAAUAAGUGCAUGUAUUCUCCAAUUUUAUAACACUUUAGUUUCUGUUAUACUAGAUUAUAAAACGUAUUAAUAAGAGGAUAAGUAAUAAAAUAGGGAGUAAAAGUUAUACAAAACAUUAGACUAUGCAGUGAGUUUUUGAGUCACAAAAAGUUAUUAAAAUCUACCAGAAAUAUAGUACAUACUUAGAAUAUUAUUCACAUUGCGCCUGCGCGAACUUCCAUUGGAUUUAAAUAAAUAUGCUAGAAAUGAAUAUUGUUAGGACAGUUUUCAAGCAUAGUGCAAUACAAUCGACCUCGUGGGUAUAAUUUCGAUAACUCAAUAAGAAACGAAGGACUGAAAAGUAAUCGUGUAUGUAGGAGGAUUGCCGUUUUCCAUGGGAUACGAUUUCCUGCUUGGUUUUCCAACGUUUGCCUCCUUUCAACCCCGGAUCCAGGAGGGUGGAACAAAAACGAGCGUCCAGAGGGUAAUAGGGAGAAGAAAUUCCGAGCUUGGCAAAGCGAAGGGAGAGGAGAACGAUUUACCACACCUCGUUUCAGUCCUCGACGACGAUUGGUUCUGGCAGAUCCCGGAGGAUGGAGAUAGAGAAGGUAGCGCGGAAACGAAAGCGGUAGAAAAUGUUGCGGGGUGCCUUCAAGGAGCGAAAAGAGACGACGACGAAGGAGUGACAAGGACAAUCAUUCGCCCUUGAGAUGCAAGGGGGAUGAGACGACUCGUGAAACACCAUCAUCAAGCAUUCAUAAGGUGUAGUAGCCUGUUUAUCAGAAAAAUGCUUCCCAGUCUCCAGUGAAUUCCUUAGGAAUAACUGACGCGUGUCAGCUUUAACAAUUUUUGGAAAAGGAACCCUUUAGAAAAUUCUUUGUGGAAUCGUUAACUGUUCCGUUUUUUUUUUUUAUUAUUAUCAAAUUUAUAGCAAUCAAGCAAAAUGAUAUAGCAAAUUGAUUUAUAGCAAUCAAGAUGUAGCUGCAAUAUUUAAAUUGUAUUUAUUGAAAGAGAAAAAGAGAGAAGAUUGCAUCUUGAAUUACCUUGCUUUUUACGCAUUUGAAUUACUGGUCGUAAAGUAUAUUGUUUUAUAUUACAUUCCCAAUAUAAAUUAGAUUUUUUUAUGGGGAGCCCCAUUCAGCUGUUCCUGUCUAUAAAAUUGAUGGUUUUACGAGAUGACUCUUUUAUCCUCUCCUUCAGAAACUAAUGAUGUGGGCUGAACGGUGCUCCAUCCUGCAGACACGAGAAAAUAAUCGUCAUCCAUCAACAUCGAAUCGAUAUCGUGACACCUUUCGAUUUUUCUUGUCCAGAAAAUAAUCCCCGCUCGAUUAAGAAAAAAUGCUCAAGUUGGUGCUCUUCAAUUAUUCUAUUAUGUUCAACAAUUACUAAAUACAAAUAUUUGCUUCUUAACACUUACUUGAACGAUGAAAGAAA